Molecule: messenger RNA, 822 nt
Organism: Diaporthe batatas
Lineage: Eukaryota; Fungi; Ascomycota; Sordariomycetes; Diaporthales; Diaporthaceae
Exons: 2
Coding region: 240-563 (107 amino acids)
Source: RefSeq, a predicted model, not a curated record
GGAGACUGAGCCCCUCCAUUGCUGGAUUCUGGAGCUUAGUCUACUGCCCCUCCACACCACCCCCAUAAGACUUUUCUACCUGACCUGGCCCGACCCCUCUACACCACCUUCGGCUACUCCGUCAAGCAUACUUACAUUGCCUACUCUGGACAACCAACAAGGCAGACAACGCACAAACCACCAACCGAACCCAAACCAAGACCAGCCCACCCACCCGAUAAGCAAUUACUACCGACAACAUGGUCUACGUAAUCACCGUCCACCUGCACGCCAACGACCACCCGGACAGCGUCGACAAGAUCAAGGCCAAGCUGAUCGAGGCCUCGCGCGUCUACUCAAAGGACAAGGAGACCCUCAGCUGGUUCGUCUCCCAGUCUACCUCGGACCCCAGGGACUUCACCAUCGUCGAGCGCUACGAGAAGGAGAGCAGCCAGAAGUAUCACCUCGAGAACCCGUACUGGAAGACCUUCGACCCCUACGUCAUCCCUCUCCUCGACAGGCCCAUGGACCUCCGCCGCAGCGAGGAGCUCGACACCAGCAAGGACGUGGUCGUGCCGGCCUAGAUAGAUCCCACCUACACACCUAGAUACUCAAACAAAUAUGAACUGAACCCGUGACACAAUUGAACACUUGGAGUGCCAGUACAUUAACAGCACAUGUUGUACACUGUAACUGCCAAAGCAUAUGGCAUAUGUAAACUACUGUAGACCUUGCUACGCUUAUUCAAUGAAGACGUUGUGGCCGCAUUCAGCACCCCCAAGGGCCAGCAUCAAAACACGUGACCCGCCGCCAACCGGCCCCAAGCCAGGUCUGAAACACGAC